Saprolegnia diclina VS20 is the source of this 636-nucleotide messenger RNA. RefSeq lists its product as hypothetical. Bases 1 to 636 code for a protein of 211 amino acids. Lineage: Eukaryota; Oomycota; Saprolegniomycetes; Saprolegniales; Saprolegniaceae. The record is from RefSeq and is a predicted model, not a curated record. The transcript has 3 exons.
AUGGAGGCCCGCGUCGCUCGGGCCAUGGAGCUGGCCCAAGGACCGCGGAUAAGCGUGACGGACGAGGAAGUGGCGGCGCAGAUCCGGCGCGAGGCUGCGCGCAAGAAGGAGCGGGCAAAGGAGCUCGGCGUCAUGAGCUACAUGCUGCCCGUGGCGCCAGCGACGAACGUCAACAAAGGCUUCCUCCUCAACACGAUCCGAGGCGUCGACUCGCACAACAAGCGCCAAGAGAUCGACCAAUGCUGGCGGAAGCGCGACCUCGAAGCUAAAGUCCACCGGCGGCGGUCUCGCUCGCGCGACCGAUCUCGGUCCCGAGAGCGACGCCACCGGAGGCGCAGCUCCAGCCUUGAUCGCCGCCAUCAACGACGCAGCGCAAGUCGCAGUCCGUCGCCGACGCGGGCGGAGGACGAGCGAUCGUACUGGGCCGAGCGCAAGGCCGCGCGGACCGCCGAGCUCCUCGCCCAGCUGGACGGCCGCAGUUGCACGCUCGAGAACGCGCCAAAUUACGACGAGAGCUCGUCGUCCGAGAGCGACGAAGCCAAAGCCAAAAGAGCGGCGAAGAAGGCUGCCAAACAGGCCAAGCGCGCCAAGAAGAAGGCGAAGAAGAAGAAGGUCAAGAAGGACGCGCGGUCCUAG